UUUUGAACGCAAAGGCGGGCAGCUGAGAUCGCAGCCACUUUCUUCUUUCUCUCCUUAGCGGGCUUUCGUUCAUCUUUCAGCCAGUGAUCGAAGAUGGCAGAAGGGGAGGAUAUUCAGCCACUUGUCUGCGACAAUGGAACAGGAAUGGUCAAGGCUGGCUUUGCUGGAGAUGAUGCUCCAAGGGCCGUGUUUCCUAGUAUAGUAGGUCGACCAAGGCAUACCGGUGUGAUGGUCGGAAUGGGGCAAAAGGAUGCGUAUGUUGGGGAUGAAGCUCAGUCGAAACGUGGUAUAUUAACUUUGAAAUAUCCCAUAGAGCAUGGUAUAGUGAGUAAUUGGGAUGACAUGGAGAAAAUUUGGCAUCAUACCUUCUACAAUGAACUCCGAGUGGCUCCAGAAGAGCACCCUGUCCUACUCACUGAAGCACCUCUUAACCCAAAAGCAAACCGUGAAAAAAUGACCCAAAUUAUGUUCGAGACCUUCAACACUCCUGCCAUGUAUGUUGCCAUUCAGGCUGUUCUUUCCCUCUAUGCUAGUGGACGCACAACUGGUAUUGUUAUGGAUUCUGGAGACGGUGUCAGUCACACAGUCCCAAUUUACGAGGGGUAUGCUCUCCCCCAUGCCAUACUCCGUCUUGACCUUGCUGGCCGUGACCUCACUGAUGGCCUUAUGAAAAUCUUGACUGAACGUGGGUAUUCCUUCACCACCUCAGCUGAGCGAGAAAUUGUGAGGGACAUGAAGGAAAAACUAGCAUAUAUUGCCCUCGACUAUGAGCAAGAACUUGAAACUUCCAAAAAUGCUUCAUCUGUCGAGAAGAGCUAUGAACUUCCCGAUGGGCAAGUUAUCACAAUUGGUGCAGAACGUUUCCGAUGCCCUGAAGUUCUUUUCCAGCCUUCAAUGAUUGGAAUGGAAGCUGCAGGCAUCCAUGAAACAACGUAUAACUCCAUCAUGAAAUGUGAUGUUGACAUCAGAAAGGAUCUGUAUGGGAAUAUUGUUCUUAGUGGUGGAUCAACCAUGUUCCCUGGCAUUGCUGACAGAAUGAGCAAGGAAAUAGCUGCAUUAGCUCCAAGCAGCAUGAAAAUAAAGGUGGUAGCACCACCUGAAAGAAAGUACAGUGUCUGGAUUGGUGGCUCCAUUUUGGCCUCACUUAGCACGUUUCAACAGAUGUGGAUCGCAAAGGCAGAGUAUGAUGAGUCUGGUCCAUCCAUUGUGCACAGGAAAUGCUUCUGAUUUUGGCGGCCAACCUAUUUUUUGGGCACUACAAUUGCAUUUCGUUUGUGUUCCUCGCGUAUUCCUAAUUUUUUCAGUGUUCGUGUUUUUUUUUUUGGUCCACUAAAAUUAUAAAUUUAAUAGUGGAAAUUUGCGUUAGUUUUCGUUUUUUCUUGAAUAUUCUUUUGUAUUUGGAGUUGUUGAGAUAUUAAAUCCAACUCUUUUACUGUUUUUCCCAACCAUAUUCUUAGAACAAGAAUCAUAAAUAAGAGUGAAUCCAAGGUAGAUAGCCGC
This is a messenger RNA of Cucurbita moschata (crookneck pumpkin), 1500 nucleotides long. RefSeq names its product actin-97-like. Lineage: Eukaryota; Viridiplantae; Streptophyta; Magnoliopsida; Cucurbitales; Cucurbitaceae. The coding region runs from base 94 to 1227 and encodes 377 amino acids. The record is from RefSeq and is a predicted model, not a curated record. The transcript has 5 exons. Gene Ontology annotation, cellular component: cytoplasm.